CCUGGCACUGCCGCCAUUGUCCAGCGGGAGGGCUGGUCGGGUGGUCUCUACGACAGGCGUGCACUUUAGAUUAGGAAUCGCCUUGGACGUCUGUUGCUGACCUGUUCGCUCGGGAUGGACCCGCAGGAUCGAGCGGCAACAAUGGCGAUGGCCUCGCGGCCGCAAGCAACACAACUUAAGGAGCCAGUGACUUUCCGAGAUGUGGCUGUGGACUUCACCCAAGAGGAGUGGGGGCAGCUGGACCCUUACCAGAGGACCCUGUAUCGUGAUGUGAUGCUGGAGACCUUCAGGCAACUUCUCUCUGUGGGUCCUGAUCUUCCCAAACCUGCAGUUAUCUCCCAGCUAGAGCAAGGUGCUGAGCUCUGGGUAGCAGAGAGAGGAGGCACCCGGGCCUGCCAUCCAGGCUGGAUACUUGGACCUGAAGCCCACACAUCACUCAAGGAGCAGGGCCUUCAUGAGAGGGAACUAUCCCCCAUUAAAGAAAGAGAUGGGUUCAAAGUGGCUAUUUCUUGUUAUCCCGUGACAGAGAGAGAUCGGAAAAGUGAUUUCCAGUGGACCAAGAAGGACCAGAGUAACUUAGGGCAAUUGGAAGGCCCCAAGGAAAUAUCAAUUCAAAGUCAAAGCUGUGAAAGUCUUGGACUUGAGGAAACCUGUGUUCUUAGCUUAAACACAGAUCUAUCAUCAGAUAAUUCUAGAAAAGAACUUGGCUGUACUGAUGGCUCACAAGUUAAAAACUCAAAACAUAACCCAAGUUUAGUUAGUCAGCAUACAGACUCCCCAGCAACACAGCCCUUUGAUGACAGUGGCUGCCAGAAAACCUUUGAUCAGACUGUGCCCACUACAGAACUCACAAAAAGUCAGGUUCAAGAUAAACCCUAUAAAUGCACUGAUUGUGGAAAGUCAUUUAACCAUAAUGCACACCUCACAGUGCACAAGAGGAUUCAUACAGGAGAGAGACCUUAUAUGUGCAAAGAAUGUGGGAAAGCCUUCAGCCAGAACUCCUCCCUUGUUCAACAUGAGCGCAUCCACACUGGAGAUAAGCCAUAUAAGUGUGAAGAGUGUGGGAAAUCUUUUUGUCACAGUACACAUCUUACAGUCCAUAGGAGAAUUCACACUGGAGAGAAACCUUAUGAGUGUCAGGACUGUGGCAGGGCCUUCAAUCAGAAUUCAUCACUGGGGCGGCACAAAAGAACACACACUGGAGAGAAGCCGUACACCUGCAGUGUGUGUGGGAAAUCCUUCUCUCGGACCACUUGUCUCUUCCUGCACCUGCGAACUCACACCGAGGAGAGGCCAUAUGAGUGUAAUCACUGCGGAAAGGGCUUCAGGCACAGCUCCUCCCUGGCCCAGCAUCAGCGGAAGCAUGCUGGUGAGAAACCCUAUGAGUGCCGACAGAGGCUGAUCUUUGAGCAGACACCGGUUUUAACAAAGCACGAGUGGACAGAAACCCUCAGCUGUGACCCUCCUUUGAGUCAAGAAGAAAGAACUCAACGGAGCGACAGGCCCUUUAAAUGUAGUCAGUGUGGGAAAUGUUUCAUUCAGAGUUCUCACCUCAUCCGACAUCAGAUAACCCACAACAGAGAGGAAGAACCACGUGGACAUAGCCGAAAACGAGAGCAGCCCUGUGGGCGGGGCUCAAAGCUUAUUCGAAAUCCACACUCAAAUUCAAGAGAGAUCCCUGUGGCCCAGACAAAGGCAGAACAAGCAAGCAGGGCACUGGCCUUGUUUGACCUUCAUGAAAUUAUGCAGGAGAAAAACCCUGUGCGUGUUAUUGGGGUGGAAGAACCUUCACUGGGCAAUUCUAUGCUAUUUGACAUCAGAGAAUCUACAUAGGAAGGAAACUCUUCAGAUAACUGUUGAGUUACUAGGUACAACAUGAGUCCACACAGUGGCAAGAGAAGAUGGCAUAAUGUCAAUGGUGACCUAUGACCUCAUAAGGAAGUGGUGCUUCCCAGACACUUGAGGUUCGUGAUUCUGAAAUGCAUCAAACUGGGCUCCUGUUUAACAACAGACUUUUUCUUUGUUUUUCUGAGACAAGGUCUCAUAUGGCCCAGGCUGACCUUGAACUCACCAAGUCAUUCACCAAGAAUGACCUUGAAUUUCUGAUCCUUCUGCCUUCACCUCCCUAAUUCUAGGAUCAUGGUCAUGUGCCAUUAUAUCCGGCAACAGUAGACAUCUUAAGAUGUUUUCUCCAUUACCCUAAAACGAGUUUACCAGUAAUAAAACCUCUGCACAGGCAUAGUGUGGAAAUAACAUAUGACCCCUUUUUGUAAAACAUAGCUAAUUUAAUUUAUAAUACAAUGAUACGUACUGAGUCAGUGUGGUAUCUUGCCAUGUCCUUAUGUGGGCCCGUUUUCACCAGGUCGAUGACCUGUAACUUUCAGACUGCUGCGAGGCACACUGUUGUCUACAAAAAAUACCAUAAGGGACGUUGCUAUGCCCAAAGUGAUUUUGCAGAGUAGUGAUGAACGCCUAUGAAAGUUUUGGACAAACCAAAAUACUAUUGUAUAUGUGGGAAAUUCUGCCUAAGUCGAAAUAUACACAAAGUAAUAUGUGUUUCCAUGUGAAUUCAACUCAGAAUCUCAGUUCACUUUUCUCACACGUCACACAUGACUCAGUUCUGUACUUCACAGCAUGUGUCCUCACUUCAGUAAGUCGUCUGACAGAAGUGUCCACAGCAUUCUACAGCACUCUCUAAAGGAGUCACAGCUCCUCUGUAAACCAGUACCUUGAGAUAUUGCUGUUAGUCAGAGGUACGCAUCUGCAAUUUGUUCUCACAGGACAUUUAGUAAUGUCUGGAGUCAUUUUUGUCACUGCAACUUGAAGGAUGCUACUGGCUUUCAGGUGGAGGCCAAGGAUAUUGUUCAACAUAUUUAUGUGCCCAGGGCAGCUCCUCAAAGAAUUUUCUAACCCCAAAUAUUAAUAGUACUAAGGUGGAGAAGCCUUGAUAUAAACUUGACCCAGAGGGUUGGGGUAGCUCAGUAACAGAACACGUUCCUAACAUGUAGAAGGCCCUGAGUUUAUCCCCAGUACCAGAGACACAAACAAUAGCCCACCUUUUCUAAACUGUAAAUUGAACAAAGUUGUAUUAACAAUCAUGUGUUUGUUCUUAACAAAUAGAGCCAUGAGGGGCUGGAGAGAUGGCUAAGGUGUUCUUCCAGAGGUCCUGAGUUCAAUUCCCAGCUGCUACAUAGUGGCUCAUAACCAUCUAUAAUGAGAUCUGGUGCCCUCUUCUGGUCUGCAUGCACACAUGCAGACAGAACACUGUAUAAAUAAUAAAUGAUAAAUCCUUAAACAAAUAGAGCCAUGAAUUUAUAUAUACAAAGUAGUGCUUAGUAAAUCUUUCACCAUUUUGCCAUGUUUAUAUUUAGGGUGAAGAAUCCCCUUAUCUUUCUGUGUAAUCUUUUAACACUUACAAUGGAUAUUCUAAAAGAUGAAUGAUGUUUUCAUUGGCUCUCCCACCCAUCUCCUCACCCCAUCCCUCCCUGUAUUGUUUUCACAUCCAUCCCAGAGAACUUUUUGUUCAUCUCUCUGCAUAUAUUUCCAAAAGGACAAAGCCAUUCACAUAAUCACACUAAGCCAUCUCCUUUGGGUUUUUGCCGUGUUGUUUAGGUAGUGCUUCUGGGCCAGAAUUUGAAUGAAAGCAGUGUUCUGAGGUUAUUGACUAUACUCCUCUUAACUAGGGCAAAAAUAAUAUUAGGAAAAGUUAUUCUUUUACUUCUCAAGAAAAAACAUAUUACUUAUAUCUAGCAGAUACCAGCAAAUAUCCAGUA
Molecule: messenger RNA, 3773 nt
Organism: Alexandromys fortis (reed vole)
Lineage: Eukaryota; Metazoa; Chordata; Mammalia; Rodentia; Cricetidae
Gene: Znf8
Product: zinc finger protein 8
Exons: 4
Coding region: 115-1833 (572 amino acids)
Biological process (GO): regulation of transcription by RNA polymerase II
Molecular function (GO): DNA-binding transcription factor activity, RNA polymerase II-specific; RNA polymerase II cis-regulatory region sequence-specific DNA binding
Source: RefSeq, a predicted model, not a curated record